AUGGCGAAUCGCCUCGGGUUGGUUCUCCUCCUGGUGGCCUUGGCCGCAGCAGCAGCCGAGUCAAAGUUGUUCGGAGAAAAUGUAAUGAACCUUGCUCAUUUGUCCCGUGGACGUGGACUUGUCGCAGAUUUUGUGAACCCUAGGGAGGAGAUGAUGAUGGCUUCGGAAUCGGCUCGACGUACACUUGAGGAGGAAACCCGUUCCAAGUUCAUUAGCUAUGAGGCACUUCUAGCAGACAACAUCCCGUGUGACAAACGAGGCAGUUCCUACUACAACUGCCAGGACCAUGGCGAGGUCAACCCUUACAACCGUGGUUGCAAUUUUAUUUCUAAAUGUGCUAGGCACACCGACUAA
This is a messenger RNA of Cornus florida, 354 nucleotides long. Its product is annotated as protein RALF-like 22. Lineage: Eukaryota; Viridiplantae; Streptophyta; Magnoliopsida; Cornales; Cornaceae. The record is from RefSeq and is a predicted model, not a curated record. The coding region runs from base 1 to 354 and encodes 117 amino acids. The transcript has a single exon.